UUUAUAAACCUUUGGUAACUCUUCCAUCGUUCCUCCUCUCUCUCUCGCACUCACUCAUCGAAAGAAGGGAAGAAAGAAGAAGGAUCUUUGUUUUCGCUCUCUUCUUCUACUUUCGAUCUUUGUGAUGGCUGCCGUUAAUGGGUACCAAGGGAAUACUCCUGCCGCAGAUCCUCCGGCGUCAAACGGAUCAAAGCAAUCUGCGCCUCCGACUAAGACUGUUGACAGCCAAUCUGUUCUCAAAAGGCUGCAAUCUGAACUCAUGGGAUUGAUGAUGGGUGGUGACCCGGGAAUCUCUGCUUUCCCAGAGGAAGACAACAUCUUCUGUUGGAAAGGGACGAUAACUGGAAGCAAAGACACUGUCUUUGAAGGAACUGAGUACAGGCUCUCCCUCUCCUUCUCCAAUGACUAUCCUUUCAAACCUCCAAAGAUCAAGUUCCAGACUACUUGCUUCCACCCCAAUGUUGAUCUCUAUGGCAAUAUCUGCUUGGACAUUCUUCAGGAUAAAUGGUCAUCUGCUUAUGAUGUGAGGACGAUACUACUAUCGAUUCAGAGCCUUCUGGGAGAACCGAACAUCAGCUCACCAUUGAACACUCAAGCUGCUCAGCUCUGGAGCAACCAAGAAGAGUAUAGGAAGAUGGUUGAGAAGCUCUACAAGCCUCCCAGUGCAUGAUUUCAUGAUAUCAUAAUAUGAUUUUCCAGAAGAAAGAAUAUGUAUUUCAUUUUCUUUCUUUGUUUAUCAUCAACAGUUUUAUCUGUAACCUUUACCUUGAUUACCUUUGAUUAUCAUAAUAUAGUUUUCCAUAAGAAAGAGUGUGUAUUA
This is a messenger RNA of Brassica oleracea var. oleracea, 820 nucleotides long. RefSeq names its product ubiquitin-conjugating enzyme E2 20. The coding region runs from base 125 to 670 and encodes 181 amino acids. The record is from RefSeq and is a predicted model, not a curated record. The transcript is spliced from 6 exons. Lineage: Eukaryota; Viridiplantae; Streptophyta; Magnoliopsida; Brassicales; Brassicaceae.